AUGGGAGUUCAAGACAAGGCACCAGGAACACAGAGGAACCGCAAGUUAGCGUCCGUACCUCGUGAAAGAAGCAACGUCCGGCACGCUUCGCAGAGGACACGUUCCAAGAACUACAAGAAUAUCUCAAAGAAAAGGGCCCAACAGCAUGCGUUUGGGUUCAGCGUUUCAAAGAUGGUUGCAAUGAUCCGGGCACGUGUGUGGGGAACACCCGUCGAGGAGGAAGAAGAAAGCGUAACCUCUUCGUCUGCGUCUCCUUACGACUGUGUGCCUCUGCAAUGGCAAGCCAAAUUCGCGCAACUACAACUGCAACUGCAAUCCACGCAAAAGGAACUACAAUUUGUCAAGGAGAAGUGCCACUUGCUGCAAUCGGUGCUGGACGAUGCGAACAUCGACCAAAGGUACCUCGAGUCCCGCAGAGACAUGAAAAACAUUGAACGGGACAAUCUCAAGCCUACUGAAAUUUUGCCGCCCUCUCCAGUGAGAGCGGUGAACCCAUUAGUGACUUCGAGCCCAAUCCACAUGUCGCCGCUCCAGUCUCGCCAGAGACCACUUUCGGCAUUGCAGCCCCCCAAGGGCCCCAACUUUUACGCCAAGUAUCCGAAACUACCCCAGACGAAUAUCCUAAGAGAAUCUCCCACUGAGGAAUCGCUUUCCCAGGCCCAAUAG
Molecule: messenger RNA, 666 nt
Organism: Saccharomyces eubayanus
Lineage: Eukaryota; Fungi; Ascomycota; Saccharomycetes; Saccharomycetales; Saccharomycetaceae
Gene: CSA1
Product: Csa1p
Exons: 1
Coding region: 1-666 (221 amino acids)
Source: RefSeq, a predicted model, not a curated record